This is a messenger RNA of Ostrinia furnacalis (Asian corn borer), 1278 nucleotides long. RefSeq names its product chromatin modification-related protein EAF6/MEAF6 (gene Eaf6). Lineage: Eukaryota; Metazoa; Arthropoda; Insecta; Lepidoptera; Crambidae. The coding region runs from base 166 to 984 and encodes 272 amino acids. The transcript has 4 exons. Gene Ontology annotation, cellular component: histone acetyltransferase complex. The record is from RefSeq and is a predicted model, not a curated record.
AACAAAAUAAAUUGUCAAAUUACGAAAUAUCGUGUCGUGCGAGGUCGAUUGUUUGUAUGAAACUUUUAUUAAAAUAUCAAGAGCUUAAAGCUAAUAUUUUCUUAUCGGGAUUGUUUGUUGUAUAAUGGACGUAUAAGGACAAUAAAUAAUUAAACAAAUAGCGUCAUGGUUGUAUCACCACAAAGUCCUGCUGCUGACGCCCAAAGUGUACAAGGAAGGAAAGCCAAUAUGGCGUCUAAACAGACAUCUGUAGCAGACACAAGAACUGAAUUAGCAGAUCUGGUAAAAAGAAAGGCUGAAGUAGCUGAAACUUUAGCAAACUUGGAACGCCAGAUUUAUGCUUUCGAGGGAUCAUAUUUGGAAGAUACUCAACUCUAUGGAAACAUCAUUAGAGGAUGGGACAGAUACCUUACCACCAACAAAAGUACAAACUCCAAGGCUGAUAAACGUAACAGAAAAUUCAAAGAGGCUGAAAGAUUAUUCUCUAAGUCGUCAAUCACUUCUAUGGCUGCUGUCAGUGGACUCGUGGACCCUGCUGAGGCUAAGAAUGAACGAAACAGUGAAACCGAAUCUCAAACUAAUGAGGAUUCAUCAGACACUCAAAUCAGCACCGGAUUGAAUAUUGGCAGCCUAAAUCAUACCACUAUUCACGGUUCAACUGAGAGCAUUGCUUCCAAGCCUUCAGGCAAACAGCACACUAAUGGCAUUGAUAAGGUGUUGAGUCAUGCCCAGACAAAGCAAAAUGCUACUCAAAAGAUAGCAACAUCAUCUGGCAUGUUACACAAAGCAUUUGGGUCAGAUAACAAAAUGUUGGCUGCUGUUGGAUUAGAUAGCCGCCCGGGAACUCCUAAAGAAAAGGACCCCAGCUUGGGAUUGCUGACCAAAAGUGAUAACACACCUAAUCCACUGAAACAUAAGUUGUCAAAUAACAACAACUCCAAUAAUAUUAAGAAAAAUAACAACAAGAAAGCAAGACAUAGAUAAAUUAUUUAAAUUAAGAGAUAAUUAAUUUUAAUGAUUUGAAUAAACAUACCUCUUAAUUAAAAUUAAUAUUUCCAAUAAUAUUAAAGUCUGAUUGUUUGAAUACAGUAAACAUAGAAGCUUUUAACAACUGAAGAUGAUAGUCUUGCAGUACUUACUGAAUCUUUGAUUUUAUAUUAUCAAUAAAUGCAUGCAUCAAACAAUAGGUAUUGCGCCAAGAUACUUAAUGAAAGGACCUUUUUUUAUCAAAAUAUAGGAUUUAAUUUCUAAUAUAACAUCUUUGGUGUGUGUAAAUAA